CAUAGAUAAAUGUUUUCAUAAAAUGUGGAUUCAGCACACAUAGGACGCCCACUGCAAUAUAUAUUUCCAAGUGCCGUGCCCUUUCUCGCACAUCCAUUUGUUGAUCUUUUAUCUUCUCUCCUGGUGGAUUGGUAACUAAUGGGUUUCGCAAGUACCGAUCUACCAACUUUGUUGAUGAUGGCAGCUCUUUUUCCAGUGUCUUUGGGUGCUGUUUACAUGGUGGGGGACUCUGCUGGCUGGACGUUGCCAAUUUUAGGCAUAGUUGAUUACAACAAAUGGACUUCUAACAAGACCUUUCAUGUUGGUGAUAUUAUCAUAUUUAAUUACAAGAGUCUAAUUCAUAACGUGAGAGAAGUAACGCCGCAAAAUUUUAAGAAUUGCAAUGCAACGUCUCCCAUCGUUAGUUACGAGAGUGGGUUUGAUGCAAUCACCCUCAAAACACUUGGCCACUGGUAUUUUCUAUGUGGUGUUGCUGGUCACUGUCAAAUGGGAAUGAAGGUUGACAUCAAGGUCACUCCAUUUUCUCCCCCCCCAACUGCCUCCCCCGCACCGGCUCCUAUUUCUGGUGCUUAAUGGCUGCAACUGGUCGACCCAGUUACACUGUUCCAUCGAUCUGUCCCCAUAUAUAUAUAUAUUCAUCCUCUUAUCAAUAUGAAUCACCGGUUCUGCUUUUGCAUGUACUAGACGUACAGUUUUGUCGGAUAUUAUAAUACUGGCUGGAUCUCUGAAAGUUUAAUGCUUCGAUUGAUUUUUAUUUUAAUGGACGCGAUUAAUAUGUACAUAUACAUUGAGGUGGGUGGGCAUCUAGUAUAUGCUUUAUCAUUUU
Mangifera indica (mango) is the source of this 826-nucleotide messenger RNA. Its product is annotated as stellacyanin-like. NCBI's taxonomy places the organism in Eukaryota, Viridiplantae, Streptophyta, Magnoliopsida, Sapindales, Anacardiaceae. The transcript has 2 exons. The coding region runs from base 139 to 573 and encodes 144 amino acids. The record is from RefSeq and is a predicted model, not a curated record. Gene Ontology annotation, cellular component: plasma membrane. Gene Ontology annotation, molecular function: electron transfer activity.